GUCCCUUUCCCAUAUUUUCAGUUUAUAUUGCAGCACUUAUCAAGAUGUGGAGUCUUCCAUCUACAAGAAUUUCUUGGGUGGUCUUCAGUUUGACAGUUACCUCCCUUGUUGUGAGUAGCACUUACGCUCAAACGAAUCAGAGGAAAUCCUGUAGAGACGAAUGUUACCCAAGAAGGGUGAACUGUUUGUCCCGGUGUAAAGAGGGGUUCUGGCUGAACCUUUCGAAAUUUAGAUUCUUAAUGUGUGCCGAUAAAUGUGAGACUAAAUCUCUGAUGUGUUCCCCUCGAUGCGAAUGCUUGGCUGUCGCUGAACGAGAGAAGGUGGGAUGUGACCAAGCAUGCAGAGCAUACCGUUUUAGGAGCUCCUUCGACGAAUCGCAUUGUUUAAAGGAAUGCAAGUAUGAGUAUGAAGGUGUUCAAAAGAUAUGCGAGGGAGGUCGAGGACAGCCGCCCAAUGAUAUAGAAACUCUAAACGGACAUCCAUCAUGAUGUUUGAUUAAAAACUAUCGUAUCUUCUCUGGCAUUUAGGUUUACUCUGAGUGAUGAGAAGGUAUACCUAGACUUUGUUGCUUUGUACAAUCCAGUUUUAAUUUAUGGUCUAUCCGUUUUGUUUUAACUGUAUCCCUUGUUUUAAUUGUAUGUAUCAUUAUACUCAUCGUGAGAGCUUGCGACUGAUACAUCCAGAAAUGUAUAUUCAUAUUAACCACGGUCGUCUUCCAACCAAAACUCCCAGAACUUGAAUACUAAUGAUUUUUUUUAGAAUUACAUAGGACAUUUAUGGUGUAAAAACGCAAAUAGUGCUUAUUGUCUGUUCUUCUAUAGUUGGAUAAAGAAUUUAGCAUUAUGUUUUGUAUAUAUUUAAAUUAUCCAGGAAAGACGCUAUCUUGUACAUUAAACUUAUUAACCUGAUUAACAUCUCGUGGGUGUUGUCACGACGACUCUCAGUGAGUGUCUAAGAAGUCAUUAUUUAUACCUUUGUUGUUAUAUAGUUUUAAAAAAUAAAAUGUUUUC
Molecule: messenger RNA, 1010 nt
Organism: Saccostrea cuccullata (small rock oyster)
Lineage: Eukaryota; Metazoa; Mollusca; Bivalvia; Ostreida; Ostreidae
Exons: 2
Coding region: 45-488 (147 amino acids)
Source: RefSeq, a predicted model, not a curated record